UACGGUCAUCAUUGAGGACUGCGUCGCGUGGGGCUGACUCAGUCUGUCUGACGUCGCUUUGCUCAGUCGUUUAUUGCUAAAAUAAAAAGGAGAAGAAGCACUUUACGGUCUCUAACACUAGCUAGCCGGACACACAGCUAAUGCUAACGUUAGCAGCCUGUUAGCCGCCUGAGGAGGUAGCAGCACUUUAACUUGACAGAAACUUCUGGAAGCGCGAGGUUAGCUUGGCUCCCGUCUCUCCUGUCGCAGCAGAAACACUGACCAGAGUUCUGCUCAUGGGUGACAAAGAGGAGACGAUGGACGUCUCUGAGAACCAUGACAGUUCACCAGCAGCGAAGAACGGACGAACCUCGUUGCUAGACAGCGGGGAGGACUUUGAAGUGUUGGACGAAGAAGACAUCGACGACGACCCCCCUCCUCUGGAAGAUGCUGGAGGAGGGAAGGGGAAAAGCACAGAUGGGUCUGACAAGAGAAAUGAAGACACAGAUUCGGAUCCCCCAGGCCAAGUCGAUGAAUGGAUGGAUGUUCUAGGUAAUGACCAGCUGAAGAAAAAAGUCCUGGAGGCAGGGGAAGGAAGAGACAGUCGGCCACAGAAAGGACAGAAUGUCAAGAUUAAUCUGAAGACCUCCCUGAAGGAUGGGACACUGGUAGAGGAGCAGUCUGACGUAGCUUUCACUUUGGGAGACGGUGAUGUCUUCCAGGCUCUGGAUCUCACGGUGCAGCUCAUGGAAAUGGGAGAGAAGGCGCUCAUCCAUACAGAUGCAAAAUAUGCAUAUGGCACCCGGGGGAGUCUCGAACCCAAGGUCCCUCCCAAUGCUGAGCUGUGCCUAGAAGUGGAACUGCUGGAGGCUACGGAUGCUCCUGACCUGGAGCUGCUGCCCCCUACAGAAAAGAUUGCCCUUGCCAGCCAUAAGAGAGAGAGGGGCAACGUUCAUUAUCAGCGCGGGGACUACGCCUUUGCUGUCAACUCGUACAGCAUUGCCCUGCAGAUAACAGAGUCUAGUUCCAAAGUUGACAUUACUCCUGAGGAGGAGGACGAGUUGAUGGAUGUGAAAGUUAAGUGUUUAAACAACAUGGCGGCCUCUCAGCUUAAACUGGACCACUAUGACGCAGCACUUAAAUCUUGUGUCUCAGCUCUGGCCCAUCAGCCGGAGAACAUAAAAGCACUUUUCCGCAUGGGCAAGGUAUUGGCCUUGCAAGGUGAAUACACAGAAGCCAUUCAAACUUUGAGGAAGGCGCUGAAGUUGGAACCAAGCAACAAGACGAUUCAUGCAGAGCUCUCCAAGCUGGUGAAGAAGAACUCAGAGCAGAGAGGAGCAGAGCAGGCCAUGUAUAAGAAGAUGCUGGGUAACCCCACUAGUAGCAACAGCGGCACACAGAAACACCGGGCCAAGUCUUCAUGGGGUCUCAGCUGGAAGUGGCUAUUUGGUGCCACUGCGGUAGCCAUCGGGGGUGUAGCGCUAUCCGUGGUCAUAGCUGCUAGAAAUUGAACCACGCCUGUAGUGAUCGUCUGACCCCUGCAAUGUGAGAACCCAUACACAGAAGCACAUCUGGCAGUGCCUUCUUACCUUUGCUCAAAGGGGGUGGAAAUGUCUGUCGGGUCAGUCACCUCUUCACUGUCACUCUCUGCUAUGUUUGAGAAGUUUAACGCUAUAUAUAAAUAAUUAAACAUCAAUGUUUGCAUAUGGGAAAUGUUAUUUCCAAUCGUAUGGAUGUUCAUGCAUAUCAGUCACAUUGCCAGACAUUGGGUUUUUUUCAGUUGUUGCCAUUGUUGUUGUCUUUGGUAGUUGAUGUUGGAAAUUGAAAUAUAGUUUAUCGUAGAUCCCAGAUAGAAGAUAUUUAUAAAAUAUUUUUCCCAGUAAAGUUAUGUUAUAGUUUUACAGUAUCAGAUAACGCUUAACAUUCAAGGGGGAACACAUUUCACGUUGUUUUAAUUGUGGUACAAAGUUUUAUGUCAACUUGGUGUAUUGCAGAUUGUCUGUUUGAGGUUCACACACUGGAAGAUACUUUGCUUGUUUGUUACUCUUAUAUGACUCCAUUCAUACAGUGACCAGAGAAAUCAAGACAAACUUACAACUGUCCUACAAAAAUGCACUACCUUACUUGAGGCUUUCGUUCAUUGUUGACACCAUUUCUUUAGUUGUUAGCGUGUUGAGUUUGAACGUUGUGUUAUUUGGCUGAGGAGAAGUGUGUUAGACUUGUCUUCAGAAAAACCUCAAUGCAGUUACAUGGUAAAUGGUCGGUAUUUAUAUGGAGCUUUUCUAGUCUUGAUGACCACUUAAAGCGUUAAGUGGCUUCAAAAUGCACCAUGGAACUGAAUCAUCAACAUCUAUCUGAUUAUAAUCCAAUGCUUUUAUACUCUCAGUCCCUCAUGUAUAAGUACUUUAAAGUGUCAGCUAAUGUAGAUAUACUGUACUGAAUGUUCAACAUUCCUAAAUGAGUCAUUUCAUGUUGAGGUUUAGCUUUUACCUUUAAAACAGGCAGAUAAUGGUAUGUGAAGUUUCUCUGUAUUAUGACUGUGAAUAAUACUGAAGGAUAGUUUAUUUUUAUUAUCCAAUUCCAGAUUGAAUUUUUCAUGAUUAAGACCAAAUGCUGAAAGAUGACCCCUCAAGUACCAUGUUUAUUUCCCUCUUUAUCCUCUUACAUUUUUCUGCAUUUCUCUGUGAGUUUAAAUUAUAAUCUUUUGAUUGUUUAUUUAUUACACUGUUUUUGCUAUUUGCUUUCAUACAUUUAGUAAAUGUGAUUCCACCAAAUCUGUGGCUUCUUCAAUGUACAGUCAGUUCUACAGAGCCAAAAGUUGCUUAAAACUUGACGAUAAACAAUGUGAUGAUGAUAAAGUCCCUUGCAUUCCCUGCAUUUGUUAAUUUUAUAUUUAUCUCAAUAAAAAGAUGUUUCUGUU
Messenger RNA from Paralichthys olivaceus (Japanese flounder), 2899 nucleotides. It is a transcript of the gene fkbp8, whose product is annotated as FKBP prolyl isomerase 8. Gene Ontology annotation, biological process: negative regulation of apoptotic process; protein folding. The record is from RefSeq and is a predicted model, not a curated record. Gene Ontology annotation, cellular component: endomembrane system; membrane; cytosol. NCBI's taxonomy places the organism in Eukaryota, Metazoa, Chordata, Actinopteri, Pleuronectiformes, Paralichthyidae. Gene Ontology annotation, molecular function: protein binding; protein folding chaperone; peptidyl-prolyl cis-trans isomerase activity.